Messenger RNA from Onychomys torridus (southern grasshopper mouse), 1999 nucleotides. RefSeq names its product abhydrolase domain containing 16A, phospholipase (gene Abhd16a). The coding region runs from base 88 to 1764 and encodes 558 amino acids. Gene Ontology annotation, molecular function: glycerophospholipase activity; monoacylglycerol lipase activity. The transcript is spliced from 20 exons. Gene Ontology annotation, biological process: phosphatidylserine catabolic process; monoacylglycerol catabolic process. NCBI's taxonomy places the organism in Eukaryota, Metazoa, Chordata, Mammalia, Rodentia, Cricetidae. The record is from RefSeq and is a predicted model, not a curated record. Gene Ontology annotation, cellular component: endomembrane system.
UGCUGACGUCACACGCGCAGCGCCUCGGAGGCCGAGGGUGGGCGGGCGGGGACCUGAGGCCGAGGCACAGCGGCCCGAGCCCGGGCCAUGGCGAAGCUGCUAAGCUGCGUCCUCGGCCCCCGGCUCUACAAGAUCUACCGGGAGAGGGAGACGGAUCGGGCCGCGUCCAGCGUCUCUGAGGCUCCCACUGCCGUCCCCGCCCCCUCCUCCAGCUCCUGGGAUACAUAUUAUCAGCCCCAUGCCCUGGAGAAGCAUGCUGACAGGAUCCUGGCACUGGCCUCAGUCUUCUGGUCCAUCUCUUAUUACUCCUCUCCCUUCGCCUGCUUCUACUUGUACAGGAAAGGUUACUUGAGUUUGUCCAAAGUGGUGCCGUUUUCUCACUAUGCUGGGACAUUGCUGCUACUGCUGGCAGGCGUGGCUUGCCUCAGAGGCAUUGGCCGCUGGACCAACCCCCAGUACCGACAGUUCAUCACUAUCUUGGAAGCCACACAUCGGAACCAGUCUGCAGAAAACAAGAGGCAGCUGGCCAACUAUAACUUCGACUUCAGAAGCUGGCCAGUCGACUUCCACUGGGAGGAACCCAGCAGCCGGAAGGGGUCCCGAGGUGGCCCUUCCCGCAGGGGUGUGGCCCUGCUCCGCCCAGAGCCUCUGCACCGGGGAACAGCAGACACAUUCCUCAACAGGGUCAAGAAGCUGCCUUGUCAGAUCACCAGCUACCUGGUGGCACACACCCUGGGGCGCCGGAUGCUGUACCCAGGCUCUGUGUACCUGCUCCAGAAGGCCCUCAUGCCCAUGCUGCUGCAGGGCCAGGCCCGACUGGUGGAAGAGUGUGAUGGGCGCCGGGCAAAACUACUGGCCUGUGAUGGUAACGAGAUUGACACCAUGUUUGUGGACCGGCGGGGGACAGCUGAGCCCCAGGGGCAGAAGCUGGUGAUCUGCUGUGAGGGAAAUGCGGGAUUCUAUGAGGUGGGCUGUGUCUCCACACCCCUGGAAGCUGGCUACUCCGUCCUGGGCUGGAAUCAUCCAGGCUUUGCUGGGAGCACGGGGGUACCGUUCCCACAAAACGAGGCCAAUGCCAUGGAUGUGGUAGUUCAGUUUGCCAUCCACCGCCUGGGCUUCCAGCCCCAGGAUAUUGUCAUCUAUGCCUGGUCCAUCGGAGGUUUCACUGCCACGUGGGCAGCCAUGUCCUACCCAGACAUCAGUGCUGUCAUCCUGGACGCCUCCUUUGAUGACUUGGUGCCCUUGGCCUUGAAGGUCAUGCCAGACAGCUGGAGGGUCCUGGUGACCAGGACCGUGAGACAGCACCUCAAUCUCAACAACUCAGAGCAGCUGUGCAGGUUCCAGGGCCCUGUGCUGCUGAUCCGGAGAACCAAGGAUGAGAUCAUCACCACCACGGUUCCUGAGGACAUCAUGUCCAACAGAGGCAAUGACCUCCUGCUGAAGCUCCUGCAGUUCCGGUACCCUCGAGUGAUGGCAGAGGAGGGACUCAGGGCCGUGAGGCAGUGGCUGGAGGCCUCCUCCCAGCUAGAGGAAGCUUCGGUUUAUAGUCGAUGGGAGGUGGAGGAGGACUGGUGUGUGUCUGUACUUCGCUCCUACCAGGCAGAGCACGGGCCCGAUUUCCCCUGGAGUGUGGGGGAGGACAUGAGCGCAGAUGGACGGAGGCAGCUGGCGCUGUUUCUGGCCCGGAAGCAUCUACACAACUUUGAAGCCACACACUGCACCCCACUCCCAGCCCAGCACUUCCAGAUGCCCUGGCACCUCUAGGCACCAUGUUUAGACUCUUGUGGAAGGACAAGAUGGGAGGAGAUGUGAGGGGGGCAUUUUUGUGACUUUCUGUCCGUGUUUGCUGUUUACGGUCUGGGCAGGGGAUGUGCCCUCUGACCAUUGUCCUGCACGUUUCCCUUUGUCCACGCGGAAACGCUUAGCUCACCCCAAUACACACCUGCAUUAAAUGGAUGAUUUAUUCCUAAUAAUUAAUAAAAAGGUAUUUUUUCUACUA